This is a messenger RNA of Colletotrichum navitas, 1008 nucleotides long. RefSeq lists its product as uncharacterized. The record is from RefSeq and is a predicted model, not a curated record. The coding region runs from base 188 to 748 and encodes 186 amino acids. The transcript has a single exon. Lineage: Eukaryota; Fungi; Ascomycota; Sordariomycetes; Glomerellales; Glomerellaceae.
GCACUUCAACCUCCCCAGAAUAGGUAACUUACUACGUACCACUUUAUGCCAGGAAACUUUGGCUUUCUCAACAAGGGUUGCCUCCCUUCUCAUUCUGCUUCUGCCCGACGCACGAUUAGCCUUCUUUGUGCCGCCGAAACCGAGACCGUCCGAAUCAGAGAAUGCCCCAAGGGAGUGAUUAGGAGGUAUGCAACCCACGGCUGGGUUCCACGAAGCCGAGGUGGCCCCUGUUAUUCCAUACCCUUCUCGAAGAACUGAGCACUGGAGAGCAAGAGGCUGGACUCCUGAGAGGUCUAGGGGGCUGGCUGGUCGGAUUCUUGGCAAGUUGACGGUCAUCGUCACCACCUCGGUUGUCUAUCCACCACCGGCGCUGCCGGCCCUCGUCGGCGUGUCGUAUCGUUGGGGUCAUCUCCCGCUCUCGCCCCUUGAGACCCUUUGUGCCUUGAGAUUUUUUAUUUCAUGGCCUGAUUGCCCUGCUGGCUCCACUACGCCAGAGCGACCUGAAUGCCAAAUCUCAUUUCAACGCCCAACAGCUUCACUACCUUCAUCCUCUUCGAUGUCGAGACGCUCUCCCCUGUCCGCCAUCAAGACCAAAGUGAAGCGCGCUCAACCCAGCUCUGAAAGCCAUUCCUGCGAAACAGCCAACCAGAGGCUGCCCAUCUGUGAUCCCAUCUGCCGCUUCCUAGCAAGGUUGUUCGCCAUCCGCCAGGAAAAAGACCGGAUAGCCGGUUACGGGCGAGCUUUCUAGUUAGGAUGUGACAUCGUUCAUUAAGAAUUGUUUCUGUUCUUACUGCUAUGAAGGCAGUACUGUAUAUUAGCGAUUUGUUCCGAGUCCACACAGCAAACGUGCAAGCCAUCCGCUUCUCAGAUACUAUCAGAAGCCGUCUGCCUGAUGGUGGUACAAUAUGCCCCUGAUUCGAUGCAUUCCGGCCGCAAAUGCCAGCGAUCGAGCGAUCAGCACCGAAGCAGUGAAAUUGGCGGUUGAAUUUACUGGUUCCUUCAGAGAUG